AUGAGUGUAAUACAAACAUUUUUAAUAGUCAUGUUUGGAGGAACAUUUAACGGAAACGCACGAAAAAACACAAAACACCACCUUUCCAGUAGCAGGAGCAGCAGGAGCAGUAGUAGUAGUAGUAGUAGCAGCAAUAGGAGUUGUAAUAUCAAUGUUAGUGCACUCAACAGUUGCGGACGCGGCCGACGCGUGGCAACUCCCCGUGGCCGUGCGGGUCAUGAUGGCGACGGUCGUCAUUCUCAUUCGUGGCCGGGGAGCCGCGGGGCACGCAGCCGUAGCGUGUGUCCUCAGGGGGCGGCGACAGUCAUGGCGCAGCAGCAGCAGCAGACAGGUGGUGGCGAUGCCGGCGGCGGCGGCGCCAACAAGCCCAAGAUGACGAGGCCUGUCAGUGAAACAAGAAGGAUCCGCAAGCCCCUGAUGGAGCGGAAGCGUCGCGAGAGGAUCAACACGAGCCUCAACGACCUCGCAGCGCUGCUGACGGAGGCAAAGAUGGUGCGGCCUGAGGCUGCCGCCGCGAUUGGCGGCGGCAGCAGUAGUGGCGCAGGGCGCGCAGCCAAGCUGGAGAAGGCAGACAUUCUGGAACUGACCGUCAAACACAUCCUGCGCCUCAAGGGACGCCGUACGGCUCCCAGCGGCACCUCCGUCGAUGAGCCGAGCGGCACCAGUGCCACGCAGCCACGGGCGGCGGCUGCUUCGCAGGAUACCUCUCAGGGCAACCCGCAGGACGCACAGGUUCUGCAGACUAAGUCUGCUGCUUCCAUGUCUCACAAGGGCCAGCCUGAGUCACCAACCGAAAUCCUGACAGAAACUGAGGUGCCCUGCGCGGCCCCCAGCCCUGCAGAGGCGUCCUCCGGCCCAGCAGAGGGAGCAGACAGCGGCGACAGUUAUCGGCAGGGAUUCCUUCGGUGCAUUAGUGCCCUUAACAAAGUGCUGGACCGCGUGCCCGACACCGUCCUCCGACAGCGGCUGCUGCAGCACUUGCAUGAAUACCUGGCCGGCACGCAGGGCAGCACGUCUGACACCCCGCCUCAUGAGCGGCAGCAGCAGCAGCAGCAGGUUGUUAUCCCCAAGACGGAGCCGCCAGACCCCACCACGCCUGGCGACAUCCCAGCGCCGCGCCUCACACUGGUGCCUACCAGGUUGCCGGGGGGCGGUUUCGCCCUCCUGGUGCAGGGGCCUCUGCCCCCCGCCGCCGCCGGCCUCCUCUCACCCGCAGCCACAGCUGCUGCCAUCACUCAGGGCGAGGCUGGGGAGCCACCCCCUGCCACCAUCACCACGUCGCCGCACCUUGGUAAACUGCCCUCCACAACCCCUGUGCCUUUUAGUGCCACAGUGUCUGUGCCUCCGUCCGCCACCAUGCCAAGUGCCACAAUGACUCCGUCCGCAUCCGUGUAUGUGCCUGAAGCAACGCCUCCGUCCAGCACUGUGCCCGUCACGACAUUCUCCCCUUCACUGCCAUCAUGUACAACAAUAUCUGCCUGUGUCUCAGUGCCUUCGGUUACCACGGUGGUGGCGGCCGCCGCGGCGCCUGUCGCAUCCCUGCUGCCACCCUCCACCACAGUGCUCGCUCCAUCCAGCGCAGUGUCAGUACCACCAAACACCACAGUGCCUCUCUUAACAACUGUUGCUCUCACUCCCCCAGUGUCGUCUCUCCCCUCAACACCUGCCAUUAGUGCAGUUACCGUGCCCACCCUCACCCCCACCACCACCACAGUGCCCCUACCCACCACCACAGUGCCUCCAUCAACAACAGUGAUCUUGACCCCUACGUUAUCGUCCUUCCCCACAAUGCCUGGCAGCAGCGCAGUGGCCACCAGCCCGGUGCCUCCAGGCAGCACAACAGUGCCGGUGACCCCGCCCCCACCCAGGCCCUACGCGGUGCUGCGCCCACAACCCUACGACCCUCCGUCACGACCCGCCACGCCCCACCCCUCCACCCCCACUAGCACACAUUUGCUAUCCGUGACCAUGCCCACCGCCCCCACAACGUCUCACACCCCGCCCACGCUCACUAUUAUUCAUACCCCGCCCACAACCACCCACACGACACACACGAGUCCCCACACCCCGCCCACGACCAUUAAUGCCCCACCCACCGCCAUAAAUGCCCAAACCAUGACUCUCCAAAUCCCGACCACGACCCCGCACCCUCCGCCCACGACCCUCACUACCUCGCAGGCCUCGCAGACGACAGUCAGUGUCACUCCAUCGACCCUUAAUCUCACGCCCACGAUUUUCAAUACCCCGCCCACGACCCCCCAGGCCCCGCCAACCAAGAGAGUGGGCAUCCCGCGUCCCGGUGAUCCUACAUUGAGGAGCUACGGUGUCCUGCUGUCCCCACCCCUCACUCCCAUCACCAGGGAACCCCCACCCCCACCCUACAUCACCACCGCCACCUCCACCAACACCACCCCCAACACCAAUGCCUUCCUGUCACCACCACCACCACCACAACCACCACCACCAUACUACAUCACCCCAACCACCACCAACACCACCACCACUCAUGCUUUUCUGUCACCACCACCACCACCACCACCACCACCACCUUACCACCCACACCCUCAUCACCACUAUCCCUCUCCUACCCCCACACCACCACCACCACCACACCAUCACACCACCACGCAGUCACCACCACUCUACCCCCACCCUCACCGAUCAACCACUCCGCACCAAGAUAUCACCACCACACCAUCACCAAUUCAUCACCGCAGCACCACCACCACCACACACCUGUACACCCCUUCCACCCCCUCCUCCCUCCCUCGGCCAGGUGUAUCAGGCUUGCCCACACCUGCCCACACACCUCACGCCCACCACCACCAUCACCACCACCACCAAACACCUCUUAACAUGUAUACCUUGCCACCUACACCUCCUACUCCACCUGUUCCACCUUCCAUCUACCUCUCCCCUCCUCCACAUCCUCCUCCACAUCCUUCGUUCUUCUUUCACAGGCGAGGGAGAGGUGGAGGGAAGUUCAUGGAAGUGGAGGAGAGAGGUGAAAGGGUACGUGUGGGCGGAGUGAUGGUGGAUGAGGCAAUGGAGGAGGAGGAGGAGGAGGAGGUGGAUGUAGGUGGAGAGAUGGAGGAAGACAUGCCUUAUGACCUGUCCUUAAGGAGAACGUGGAGGCCUUGGUGA
Eriocheir sinensis (Chinese mitten crab) is the source of this 3144-nucleotide messenger RNA. Its product is annotated as mucin-5AC-like. The record is from RefSeq and is a predicted model, not a curated record. Gene Ontology annotation, biological process: regulation of DNA-templated transcription. The transcript has 2 exons. Gene Ontology annotation, molecular function: DNA binding; protein dimerization activity. Lineage: Eukaryota; Metazoa; Arthropoda; Malacostraca; Decapoda; Varunidae. The coding region runs from base 1 to 3144 and encodes 1047 amino acids.